Molecule: messenger RNA, 1320 nt
Organism: Centruroides sculpturatus (bark scorpion)
Lineage: Eukaryota; Metazoa; Arthropoda; Arachnida; Scorpiones; Buthidae
Gene: Surf1
Product: surfeit locus protein 1-like
Exons: 9
Biological process (GO): mitochondrial respiratory chain complex IV assembly
Cellular component (GO): membrane; mitochondrion
Source: RefSeq, a predicted model, not a curated record
CCACAUGUCUGAAAAGGUAUUGCGUCACGAAUAUGAAUUUAUGUAAAAGUUAUGCUUAUUCUAGAAUUCUGAAAUCAUCUUGUCUUUUUGAAUACAAAUAUAAAUGGAAGUUAUUAAACCAAUGUCGACCAGUAUCAACUGUUCAAGCUCUUCAGGAUAGAUCUAAUAGAAAAUGGGGACCUGUGGGAUAUUUUUUACUUAUAAUACCCGUAACAACAUUUGGUUUAGGAACUUGGCAAAUUUAUAGGAGAAGAUGAAAAUUAAAGUUAAUUGAAGAAUUAGAAAGAAAAACAACUGCUGCACCAAUAAGUUUACCAGAAGAUUUAAGAGAAAUAAAGGAUUUAGAAUAUAGGAAAAUUCACGUAAAAGGUAGAUUUGAUCAUUCUAAAGAAAUGUAUAUCACUCCUCGUUCAUUGAUAAUUUCUGGUGGAAAGGAGUCUAGGACAAAUUUUUUUUCUCCUGGACAAAGUGGAAGUUUUGUUGUUACACCAUUUAUAUUAUCGGAUAGAAAUUUAACUAUACUUGUAAAUCGUGGCUGGGUUCCAAAGAAAAAGACUUUCUCUUCCACAAGAGAAGAAGGACAGAUUAAAGAUGAAUUGGAAAUUGAAGGUGUUGUUAGACUUACUGAAAAGCGUCCACCAUUUGCAAUUAAACAGACUGCAAAUCCUCCAUUUUGGUAUCAUAGAGAUGUUGAUGGCAUGGCUUAUUCUGUAAGGGCUGCCCCUGUAUUUAUAGAUGCAGUAGCAGAGAGUACUGUUCCUGGUGGUCCCAUUGGUGGUCAAACAAGAGUGACAUUAAGGAAUGAACAUUUUUCUUACAUUAUAACAUGGUAUUCCUUAUCAGCAGCAACAAGCUUUUUAUGGUAUAGGAAAUUUAUUCUUGGAAAACCUCUACUUUAAAAUAUUAGAAAUAAUAUACUUUGUAUCUGAAAAUAUAUGUUUAUUUGUCAAUAAAAUAGGCUUACUUAGACUUAAAUGGUAAUUUUUUUAAAUCUAAUAUUUUACAUGAAGUUGGAUUGUAAAUAUUAUUAUUGAAAUUUAAAAUAAAAGUUAUUAAUCAGCAUAAAAGAAUUACAUAUGAAAUUUCUUAUAUAGUAUCUUUCAUUCUAAAAAAUGGAGACUUUCCUAUUUUUGAAAAUAUUAGAUAAUUUCUGUUUAGUAAUCCUGCAAGUAAGCCUACACUAAUUCCUACAUUGAGUGUAUUUUUUCAGUUAUUGACAUACUGUAAUGGAUAAAAGAAACUGUUUGAUAUCUGCAUUUAAUUUGUCAUAACUUAAGAAUUAAGCAUAAACAAUUUCUUAUAAUCACUGAUUACUAGGAA